AUGGAAGAUGAGAAGUGCAACUUUCUGUCUGCUUUGCCCUUUUCCGGCAGUGUUGCGGUGAUGAAUGGACAGACGUUGAGUGCGAUGGAUGAACGGAUGAAUGGAUGA
Brugia malayi is the source of this 108-nucleotide messenger RNA. RefSeq lists its product as uncharacterized. Bases 1 to 108 code for a protein of 35 amino acids. NCBI's taxonomy places the organism in Eukaryota, Metazoa, Nematoda, Chromadorea, Rhabditida, Onchocercidae. The record is from RefSeq and is a predicted model, not a curated record. The transcript is spliced from 2 exons.